Molecule: messenger RNA, 390 nt
Organism: Pyricularia grisea
Lineage: Eukaryota; Fungi; Ascomycota; Sordariomycetes; Magnaporthales; Pyriculariaceae
Exons: 1
Coding region: 1-390 (129 amino acids)
Source: RefSeq, a predicted model, not a curated record
AUGAAGUACUCAAAACUCUCACUUGCUUUCGCCAUACUUACCGUCGGUGCCGCCGCCGCCCCACCCAUCGUUCGCCCAGACGGAGACCGCGGCACUUACGUGGUCUGCUACGACCCUAGAGACCCCAGAGUACCGCUGUUACAAAACGAGCCGCACGUCAAUAAGUGGACUGAUGAAGAGACCGGCAAUCUCUGCUUCGCUCUGGCGGCAGGAGUACAGGGAAAUCCUGUAGAGGCAUGCAAGGGUCCCAAGGCCGACAUGUACCCAGAUCACAUACUCUGCCUCGCCGCGGGUCAUAAACACCCCAGCAAGGGGGAUUCGUGUGAAGUUACAAAACAAGCCAGGAUUAGGAAGAACUUGGAGGCGCUUGCGGCCAUCAAAGGCCCUUAG